Neurospora hispaniola is the source of this 513-nucleotide messenger RNA. RefSeq lists its product as uncharacterized. The transcript is spliced from 3 exons. Lineage: Eukaryota; Fungi; Ascomycota; Sordariomycetes; Sordariales; Sordariaceae. The coding region runs from base 78 to 347 and encodes 89 amino acids. The record is from RefSeq and is a predicted model, not a curated record.
ACUGACACUCCCAAUGCACGAAACCAGUCUACUGUUUAUCACUUGGACCUCCGAGGGAGAUAUCCGCUUUCUCACCGAUGUCCUUGUUGGCCUGCAUCCGUCUCCUCAUCGUUUGGGCUGUCCCUCCGUGGGCUCGGGGUGCCCCCCGGCACUCUGCAACCGGCCUCAGUCUAGUGGUGGGAGCCGUGACCCGGCUUGCUCCAGUCAGAGAGGCACAGCCUGACCCCAGUCGAGGUCCAGUCGAAAUCCAGCAGAGGCUGGGCUCAGGGAAUAUCGAGGGAAAAUGCAUUUAUCCGUUCAUCCCAGGACCCAAGCAGAUCCAGGCAGAUCUAAGCAGCUCCAGCUAACCCCAGGCCUCUGCGGAUCAUCCCUGCUUGCCCAUUACGGCAACGCUUCUCUAGCGGCAUGUUCAACAUGCCGCUCUUCUGGCCGUGGGAUAUGUAAUCCAUGAUCCAUUCGACCCACCCCCCCCCUCGUUAUUCUCUAUAUCAACCUCUCUUCCCCAGUUCUUCC